AUGGAUUUGGUAAAUGAAACAGCCAUCACAGACUUCAUCUUGCUGGGAUUUGGAAAUCAACCUGAAUUGCAUAUUCUGUUUUUCUUACUAUUUUUGAUCACUUACUUUAUGACCAUGACCGGGAAUCUUCUCCUUGUUAUUUUGGUUGCAACUGACAGGCGUCUUCAUACUCCCAUGUAUUUCUUCCUGGGGAACUUGUCCUGUCUGGAGAUUUGCUAUACGUCAACAAUUCUGCCCAGAAUGCUGUCCAGCUUCGUAACCGGGAAUAGAAAAAUCACAUUCUCUGGUUGUUUUAUACAGUUAUAUUUAUUUGGGUUCCUGUUGACUACAGAAACAUGUCUCCUAUCUGUGAUGUCUUAUGAUAGGUAUUUAGCCAUUUGCAAGCCAUUGCAAUAUCACUUCUACAUGAAUAAUAAGGUCUGUAUCUCUUUAGCAACUGGGUCUUGGGUAGGUGGCUGUUUUCCUGUCUCAGUGGGAGUCACAUGGUUGACACAGCUAACAUACUGUGGCUUCAAUGAAAUUGACCACUUUUAUUGUGAUUUUGUACCUCUGAGUAAGCUGGCUUGUGAUGAUACUUCAGUCUUUAUUGAAGUAGCCUUCAUGCUAUCUUCUAUAUUUACCUUUCCUUUAUUUAUGUUGACCAUGACAACUUACAUUUUCAUCAUAUUGGCCAUUUUGAGAAUCCCUUCCACUUUUGGGAGGCAAAAGGCAUUUUCCACUUGUUCUUCUCAUCUAAUUGUUGUUACCAUUUUCUAUGGAUCCUUAAUGAUUGUUUAUCUCCUGCCAGAUGACCCCCUAAUGAGAAAUUCACCCAAGCUGUUCUCUGUAUUCUAUACCAUCCUCACUCCUAUGGUCAAUCCCCUUAUAUACAGUUUGAGGAACAAGGAAGUGAAGGAGGCUUUGAGAAAAUUACUCCAGGUGUACUGCUAG
This is a messenger RNA of Python bivittatus (Burmese python), 930 nucleotides long. RefSeq names its product olfactory receptor 5J3-like. Gene Ontology annotation, biological process: G protein-coupled receptor signaling pathway. Gene Ontology annotation, cellular component: membrane. NCBI's taxonomy places the organism in Eukaryota, Metazoa, Chordata, Lepidosauria, Squamata, Pythonidae. Gene Ontology annotation, molecular function: olfactory receptor activity; G protein-coupled receptor activity. The record is from RefSeq and is a predicted model, not a curated record.